This is a messenger RNA of Condylura cristata (star-nosed mole), 2050 nucleotides long. It is a transcript of the gene PAAF1, whose product is annotated as proteasomal ATPase-associated factor 1. The coding region runs from base 366 to 1199 and encodes 277 amino acids. Lineage: Eukaryota; Metazoa; Chordata; Mammalia; Eulipotyphla; Talpidae. Gene Ontology annotation, molecular function: protein binding. The record is from RefSeq and is a predicted model, not a curated record. The transcript has 12 exons.
GGGGGUCAAGAUGGCGGCGCCAUUGAGGAUUCAGAGCGACUGGGCACAAGCUCUCAGGUGAAACCAGGAAGGAUGAAGGGGAGGCGUGGCUGAGCUGUCAUCCCCCAGGGAAACCAACUUUGUAUGGCAGCCUAACUUGUCAAGGAAUUGGUCUAGAUGGCAUCCCAGAGCUUAUAGCUUCAGAAGGAUUCAUUGUGAAUGAAAUAAACAAGAAAAGCAUUCAUAUUUUAUGUCCAAAGGAAAAUGCAUCUUCGAAGUUUUUGGCACCAUACACUACUUUUUCCAGAAUUCAUACAAAGAGUAUAACAUGCCUAGACAUUUCCAGUGGAGGAGGCCUUGGUGUAUCUUCUAGUACUGAUGGAAGCAUGAAAAUCUGGCAGGCUUCUAAUGGAGAACUCAGAAGAGUAUUGGAAGGACAUGUGUUUGAUGUGAAUUGUUGCAGGUUUUUCCCGUCAGGCCUUGUGGUUCUGAGUGGGGGAAUGGAUGCCCAGCUGAAGAUCUGGUCAGCUGAAGAUGCUAACUGUGUGGUGACCUUCAAGGGUCACAAAGGAGGUAUCCUGGAUACAGCCAUUGUUGAUCGGGGAAGGAAUGUAGUAUCUGGCUCUCGAGAUGGGACAGCACGACUUUGGGACUGUGGGCGCUCAGCCUGCCUGGCAGUCCUUGCAGACUGUGGCUCUUCUGUCAAUGGAGUGGCUGUCGGUGCUGCUGACAAUUCCAUAAACCUUGGCUCACCCGAGCAGGUGCCCAGUGAACGGGAGAUUGGAACAGAGUCAAAAAUGCUGUUAUUGGCCCGGGAAGAUAAGAAGCUUCAGUGUUUAGGACUACAGAGCAGACAGCCAGUGUUCCUUUUUAUUGGCUCAGACGCCUUCAACUGCUGCACUUUUCUUUCUGGCUUCUUGCUGUUGGCCGGGACACAGGAUGGAAACAUUUAUCAGCUGGAUGUGAGGAAUCCAAGGGUUCCAGUACAAGUCAUCCACAGAUCAGGAGCUCCAGUUCUGUCACUGCUAAGUUUCAGAGAUGGAUUCAUUGCUAACCAAGGUGAUGGAAGCUGUUUCAUUGUACAGCAAGACUUAGACUAUGUCAUUGAGCUCACUGGGGCCGACUGUGACCCUGUUUACAAGGUAGCCACAUGGGAGAAGCAAAUCUACACAUGCUGCCGAGAUGGUCUCGUACGACGCUAUCAGCUCUCAGACCUCUGAUGCCUUGGAGGGAAGAUUCCCCAGAUGUUAAGAAACACUGACUGACCCUGAUAAUCCGUGAACAAAAACAUCAUUAGUCUUUCCUAAGGACCGUGGCCUUUUGUUGUCAUGGGCACCUUUUGCAAGUCCCAAGAAGUCAGCUACUUGUGGACCUAUCAUGCCAUGACAAGACCUUGUUUGGACAGAGUAAGAAGAUUGUUUGUGCUACUGCAUUUGCCUCAAUUUGUUUAAACUCUUUCCUGCAACACACUGCAAGGAUAUGGAUGCUUGUGGUUUGAUCUCAUACCAAUUGUGUUAAAUGUUUACAAGUAUCAGAGGACUAAAGCCUGUUCUCUGAAGCAAAUAAAGAGAAUAUGUUUGAAGGAAUCUAAAUUUAAAAGAAUUUGUUAUUCUGAUGCCAACAAGAAGCCCAUCAAGCUAAUGGAACUCCUUUUCUGGUCACUUCUUCACGCCUGGUCACAGAGAACAGAGCUUGGCAAGAGCAGUAAAUAAUCCAUAAGCAGCAACCUGGAGAAUAUUCUUAUAAUAGGUGGAAUAACCAGCUUUCCUGGUUUUCCUUAGACUACAGGGCUUUCUUCUGUGUGGAACUUCCUUUGCCAAGUAAGACCAGGGCUGCUUGAGGCAAAUUGAUAUGGUUGGUUAGCCCUAUGCCAGUGAUGAAGUUGAAUCACAAUCAUCAUAAAGGCAGUGCCUAUCAAAGUAUGGUCCCUGGAAUAAAAUUCUUGGACCCCACCCCAAACUUGAUUCAGAAAUUCUGUCUGUAUUUUGACACACUCUGCAGGUCAUUUUGAGGUACACUGAGGUUCAAGACAUAGAAGAAGAAAUGGCAAAGGACUCUAUUCACCGCUGGG